AAUGUGCGCAAUGCAGCACGUGUUUAUAACCACAAAUGUGAGUUGUUGUUUUUAGUGCAAUUGUUGUUUUUCAAUUAUGCCAGCCCAGAAGAAGAGCAAUGUAUUGAGUUAUGAAGGGUGUAAUUACCUCAAGUAUCGAUUAUUAUUAUCGACAUUAUCAGGGAAGCCAGUGAGGAUCGAAGACAUCAGAACGAAUCACGAUGAUCCGGGGUUGAAAGAAUAUGAAGUCAGUCUGAUUAGACUUCUGGACAGACUGACCAAUGGAACACGAGUGGAAUUGAAUGAGACAGGAACGAGUCUCUUCUAUUCUCCAGGAUUGUUAGUUGGUGGAGAGCUGGAGCAUGAGUGCAGUUUGCAGAGGGGAAUUGGAUACUAUUUGGAAGCUGUGAUGGCUUUAGCUCCAUUCUGCAAGAAACCUGUUGAGAUCAAGCUCAGGGGAAUCACUAACAACAGUCUGGACCCCUCGGUCGACAGAAUUAAAACUGCUGGACUGUCUGUCCUCAAGAGAUUCGUCAUUGGGGAACAGGAUGUCGAGUUGGUCAUCAAGAAAAGAGGGGCUGCACCACUAGGUGGUGGUGAGGUUCUCUUCAAGUGUCCUAUUAAGCAAAGCUUGAAGACUGUGCAGUUUCAGAACAGUGGAAUGGUGAAGAGGAUACGUGGUCUUGCCUGCAGCAUUCGUGUAUCACCAGCAAUAGCCAAUAGAAUGGUUGAGUCUGCUAAAGGAGUUCUACUCAACUUUUUACCGGAUAUUUACAUUCAUACGGAUCACUGCAGGGGUGGAACUGGAGGAAAAUCGCCAGGAUUUGGUAUCACGAUAACAGCAGAAACAACAAAUGGAGUUUUCUUUAGUGGUGAGGCAUGCUCACCCCUGAUGACCACUGGAUCUCUACCCUGUGUUCCAGAGGACAUUGGAACAGAGGCUGCACAUAAAUUACUGGAUGAAAUAUAUAGAAAUGGAUGUGUGGACUCUCCAUUCCAGAGCAUGACUGCUUUAUUCAUGGCACUCGGGAAAAAAGAUGUUUCUAAGGUCCUCGUUGGGCCCCUGACCCCCACAAUGAUCCAAUUUUUACGAGAUCUCAAGGAUUUCUUCGGGGUAGUAUUCAAAUUAGAACCUGCAAAGGACGAGGAAGACGACGAAAUAACCCUGGAACAAGUUUUAUUGACUUGUGUGGGGAUAGGAUAUACAAAUCUCAGCAAGAAGCAUUUGUAGGCCGAUUUAAUCUGUAAAUAUUUCCUCUAUAUUUUUAAUAAAUACAUUUUUAGACAGCGAAAAGACAAUUGUC
Molecule: messenger RNA, 1283 nt
Organism: Fopius arisanus
Lineage: Eukaryota; Metazoa; Arthropoda; Insecta; Hymenoptera; Braconidae
Gene: Rtc1
Product: RNA terminal phosphate cyclase 1
Exons: 5
Coding region: 77-1210 (377 amino acids)
Biological process (GO): ribosome biogenesis; endonucleolytic cleavage of tricistronic rRNA transcript (SSU-rRNA, 5.8S rRNA, LSU-rRNA)
Cellular component (GO): nucleolus
Molecular function (GO): RNA endonuclease activity
Source: RefSeq, a predicted model, not a curated record